AUGAUGAAAGAUACUCUCUCUUUCGCACGUCUCGCACUUUUGCUCUUCGGCUUCGUCGUUAUACCUACCCAGGCUAUUGUGGGGGGUAUUGCUACAACCAACUCUAUCUCUAUCGGUGCAGUUUACACCCAAGGCCUAUUCGGCAGUCAAUAUGCCUGCGCUGGAACCUUUGUCUCUUCGAACAAAUUUCUCACGGCCGCAGAUUGUGUUUUGGGCCAUUCUCCAAGAGACAUAAGCAUUAAAUGGGGUGCUUCAAACCGCCUCAACGAACCAUCUUCAAGUCCUCCAACGUUGGUCACGAUCCACCCUGACUAUAACGAGUUGACCGGGGACGCAAAUGUGGCAGUUCUUACUCUAAAAACAUCUACAACAGGGCCCUCCCACGCGACACUGGCCAAGGAGUCUUCUAUCCAAACUGGGGAUGCUUUGACGUUAUACGGUUGGGGCCUUACCGGCCUUGAAGGCCUCUCCACUAGAUUCCCGGCAGAAUUGCACAUGGUUGAAGUGCCGGCUUUGUCAACAUCCGAAUGCCGUUCAGAAGGAAUUGAUAUAGGUGCCGGGCAAUUUUGCGAUCAGUCAGAUUCUGGCAAAGGAUUUUGUAUCGGCGAUCAUGGCGGACCGGUGGUGGAUUCAUCUGGAACGGUUGUUGGUAUUAUAUCCGGCCGGGAAAAUUGUGGGCUUGCCCUCUGA
This is a messenger RNA of Aspergillus oryzae RIB40, 690 nucleotides long. RefSeq lists its product as uncharacterized. Gene Ontology annotation, molecular function: serine-type endopeptidase activity. Gene Ontology annotation, biological process: proteolysis. The transcript is spliced from 2 exons. The coding region runs from base 1 to 690 and encodes 229 amino acids. Lineage: Eukaryota; Fungi; Ascomycota; Eurotiomycetes; Eurotiales; Aspergillaceae. The record is from RefSeq and is a predicted model, not a curated record.